This is a messenger RNA of Ilex paraguariensis (yerba mate), 1853 nucleotides long. Lineage: Eukaryota; Viridiplantae; Streptophyta; Magnoliopsida; Aquifoliales; Aquifoliaceae. The record is from the annotation of a GenBank genome assembly.
AUUGUCUCUGCGCUUGUAUAAGGAGAUGUAUGCAGUACAUCGUUUGUCCUUGUUGGUGAAAGAAAAAGAAUUGUUUCUUCAUGAUUGGAGCUUCUGUAGUCUUCAAAAAUAAGAAGCUUAGGUUUUGAUUGCAUUGUCCUUGCUUAGAUUGUAGUAGUCGCCUUAACUAGUCCCAUGUGGCAUAAGCAGAUGCAAUCUAUAUGCAGAAUGUUGUAGGUUUUCAGCUUCAGCAAGCUCUAAAUAUUUUGUGGAAUCAAGUCCAAAAGAUUUUUGUGAGCUACAUAAAAGAUAGCUAAAACGGGGUCGCUUUGUUGUGUGGCUGCCAGGCCACAUGAAUCCAAUGCAGCCAGCAGGGAGUUGUCAAUGGGGACACACGAGCCUUACUGGCAAACUAAUUCAAGCUUCUCACCUCCCCCAAGGUGGGAUUUCCGGUUCCAAAAUGAAGGGCUAUCAUUUGGUUCUCAUGAAGGCAUUCAAUUGUAUGGUUCUUCGACAUCGUCAAAUAGUAGAGAAAGUAGGAGCUGGAUGAGAGGAAACCAUUCUUCCGGUCACCAAUAUGUGACAUCUGAUGCUGUUGGGCCAUACUUCAGUAGUCCUUCUGACAUUUCUCCAGCCCCGCAGUGGACUCAGCCCACCAUACAUGACAUCAGUGUUGAUGAUUAUGGAACUUCAAGGAGAGUUUUGGGGAGAUUAUCCUUUUCACCAACAAUGGAGGGAACAUCAGCAGCUCAAGAUGGCGGAGGCUCUACUUCAUCUCGAUCAGACAGUAGUGACUAUGGGCCAGUGAUCAAGUCUAAUUCUUCUCAUCGCCACUCCUCAAGUCGGCGUUACUUCAUGUCGAAACUUGUUCAUCCUGUGUCCUUUCCAUCUGAAACACCUCCAAUAGCAACAACUGCUGAUGCCACAGCCACUGAGCUUUUAGAGUUUGAUGCCACAACUCCGCAUAUAGAGAAACAUCGUUUGAGCAGUGCUAGUAGCAGUGUCGAUUUCAAAGAUGUUUCUGAGCCAUUUGAAUUUGAUGGUUUUGGUCGCUCACAUAAUCCAUCUGAUGAUUUUAAAUGUGCAUUAUGCGGAGGUUUCUUUCCCAGAGAUCACCUUGGAGUUCCAGUCGAAUUGUGAGAAGUGGAGAUAUGCCCAUUGCUGGAGUUCUUUCAUGCCGUCAUGUUUUCCAUGCUGAAUGCUUGGAGCAAACAACACCAAAGACAAGCAAAAAUGACCCUCCUUGCCCAGUCUGUGUGAGAUCCAAAGAGGAAAGUUCCCCAGAACCGCGUGUAUGUUCUAAGUUGAGGAAUGGUAUUCCUAGGCGCAAACCUUUAUAUGAGGAUGGGCCAUCUAGACCAUGGGGCUGCUCUCAGGCAGGUGAUUGUGUUGAGGGGGCUUUGCAUGCACCACCUCGCAAUUCUAUGGUUUUACUUAAUCGAAAUCGCAUGAAAAAGAAUCUUUCCUUGAAAGGUUAUUCAGGCAAGGAAUUUCCCGGGAAGUUGAGGAAAAAUGGCUCAUAUUCUUCACAACUAUGUAUUGGAUCAGUUGAUCAGGGAGCAGCUGGUUCAUCAAACACAAAAGCGGGCUCUGCUAUGAAAUGACGGUGAAAAUUCUGUACAUAACUGCAGGCAGAUUUUCCAGGGGGAUUGUGAUCUCUCAUUUCUGCUGUCUGAUUGAUUCUAAAUCUUGGUUCAGACAUGUUGUAGUCUUAAUGUAAUGCAUGUGGUUUAGAAUGAUUGUCAAGACACAGAUUUCGAAUUUGCGUUUCAUUGCAGGGUUUUGUUUAUGAUGCCAAAUGAAAUCCUGUGGGAAAUUAUCGUAAUUACUGGUAUGUCAUAUCACUGAUUCAUUGGUAAGGUUUUUUGGAUUGG